UCAGAGGGAGGAAGGACGAUGCUGUGUGAAUCCCAGAAUCCUCCUGGUGGGGGUAUUUUGUCUGCUCCAGUACCAGGCUGUCUGUAUAGAGAAGAGAAGAGCCCAAUGGUUGUUCAAGACUGAAGUUAGCAUGAUGGAGAACUGGCCAUCCCGCUUAUCACCGGAUGGAUCCAGUAAUGGGAACCCACCAGAGAGAUGUCCCCGUCCUCUGUAUUCCCGGGACUCCACACAGGAACAUCAGGAGAUCCCUCAGGAAGAUCAGAAGAUCACGGGGGACUAUCAGACCGAUGGCCUGAUUGUUGUGAAAGUUGAAAUGGAAGAGGAGGAGACGAAUCCAAGGAAAGAUGAUCCAUGUAAGGAGAAGAAAAAUCCUCCAGAGAUCAGCACAGAUGGAUCCGACCACAGAAACACCCCAGAGAGAUGUCCCAGUCCUGUUUCCUCCCGGGACUCCGCGCUGGAAGAUCAGAACACCUCAGAUGAGUAUCAAGAUGAAAAUCUGAUCACCAUCAAAGUUGAGGUCAAAGAUGAAGAAGAUGAAAAGACGGCGAGGGGAGACAAGCCGUUUAAGGAGGAAAGAGUUCCCCCGGAGAUCAGCACAGGCCGACACACCAGAAGUAACCUGGCAGAAUGUUCCAUCGCCUCUCCCGAUGGGGAUAUAGAAGAUGAUGACAUCACGGCGGUGACCCUUGGAGAAAUUACGCCCAAUGUGCAGCCGGGAAAGCGCAAAGCUGUGAAAUCUCUUUCGUGCGCUGUAUGUGGAAGACGUUUUGUCCGAAGAGUUCCACUGCUGAAGCAUAUGCGGGCGCACAAACUAGAAAGGCCCUAUUCAUGUUCAGAGUGUGGUAAAUGCUUCGUACAGAAGGUCCACCUUGUUGUCCACCAAAGAAUCCACACGGGGUUAAAGCCGUACUCAUGCCCAGAGUGUGGGAAAUGCUUCACCCAGAAAGCUUCGCUGGUCCACCAUCAGAGCUCCCACCGCGGCGUGAAAGCCUUUUCAUGCUCCGAUUGCGGGAAGUCUUUCCGGCAGAAGUUCUCGCUCAUCAAACACCAGCGAAUGUACAUGCAAGAGAAACCGUAUUCCUGCUCCGACUGCGGGAAAUGCUUUGCAUCCAAGUCAACUCUUCUCGGCCACCAGAAGACCCACACAGGCGAGAAACCGUUCGCCUGCCCGCAGUGCGGGAAGUGCUUCGCCACGAAGUCCACCAUGGUCAUCCAUCAGAAGACACACAUGGAUCAGAAGCCUUACAAGUGUUCCGAGUGCGGGAAGUGCUUCGCCCAGAAGACCAACCUGCUCAUCCAUCAGACCAUCCACACGGGAGAGAAGCCGUUUUCCUGUACGGAAUGCGGUAGGCGGUUUGCCCAGAAGUCGCGCCUGAUUAGUCAUCAAAGGAGGCACACGGGGGAAAAGCCGUACUCGUGUUCGGAGUGCGGGGAGCAGUUUGCCACGAAGUCUUCCCUCAGCGCGCAUCAGAGGAUCCACACCAACAACCUCUUUUCCUGCCCGGACUGCGGGAAGGGCUUCAUAUACAAGUCCAAUAUGGUCAAGCACCGGAAGACGCAUGCCAAGGAGAAGCCACACGCGUGUUCGGAUUGCGGAAAGUCCUUCGCGCAGAAGUCAGGCCUCGUUCGGCAUCAGAGAGUUCACGCGGGGAAGAAGCUCUUAUCAUGCACGGACUGCGACAAGAGCUUUAACUGGAAGUCGUCUCUCGUCUGCCACCAGAAAAGUCACCAAUGCGACCAGCCGUAGCGCGAGAAGCCAACUCGGCGAGUGGUAGGACAUCGGAGAAUAGUCCUUCAUUGAAGGCAUAGCUUAACCUAGACCCAAGCUUCAUCUCCAUCAUUCAACUUUACCGGAGGUUGAGGUCUUGACUGGUUGCAUUCUGGAACGAGUGACUAGUUGGCUGUUCCCAGUAAGAUGACAUCAUCAGUCAGCGCUCCAACUUUUCCUUUACAUCAGAGGUCUCCAAACCUUCUAAGCAAAGGGCCAGUUUACUGUCCUUCAGACAUUAAGGGGGGCUGGACAUUGGUCAUUGGAAGUAGAUAUUGCCCUGGCGUCAAUGGGGGUAACCAAUCUAUCUUUGGUAUUGGGGGAAUAAUUAGCACCCCCCCGCCAUGGUGUCAGUGGAAGGAAUAGUGCUCUAUCAUUGGUUUUGGUGGGAGGAAUAGUGCCCC
This is a messenger RNA of Rana temporaria (common frog), 2172 nucleotides long. RefSeq names its product zinc finger protein OZF-like. The transcript is spliced from 8 exons. The record is from RefSeq and is a predicted model, not a curated record. Gene Ontology annotation, biological process: regulation of transcription by RNA polymerase II. Bases 131 to 1747 code for a protein of 538 amino acids. NCBI's taxonomy places the organism in Eukaryota, Metazoa, Chordata, Amphibia, Anura, Ranidae. Gene Ontology annotation, molecular function: DNA-binding transcription factor activity; RNA polymerase II cis-regulatory region sequence-specific DNA binding.